This is a messenger RNA of Mastomys coucha (southern multimammate mouse), 1029 nucleotides long. RefSeq names its product mitochondrial ribosomal protein L47 (gene Mrpl47). NCBI's taxonomy places the organism in Eukaryota, Metazoa, Chordata, Mammalia, Rodentia, Muridae. Gene Ontology annotation, biological process: mitochondrial translation. Gene Ontology annotation, molecular function: structural constituent of ribosome. The transcript has 8 exons. The record is from RefSeq and is a predicted model, not a curated record. Bases 174 to 932 code for a protein of 252 amino acids. Gene Ontology annotation, cellular component: mitochondrial ribosome; mitochondrial large ribosomal subunit.
CCGGGAGGGUCAAUCCACCAGUGAGGGCGAACGCUGGAGGAGACCAUGUUGAGUGAAGGCAGCGACCGGCUCUUGCGAGCUUCAUAAACAGGGUCUGGCGCACAAAAGUGACGACAUUGUAGCCAGCGGAAGUGACCUCGUGGACACCGACGCAGAGGGUCUACAUUAGAAACAUGGCUGCGACCAGUCUAGUGGGUAUUUGUAGAAGAGCCUCAGCGUUCCUGAAGGCUGCUUGUUCCCUAGUAAAUCCCAAGGACCCUGCUCACUCGGGUUGCAGGUCUUCUCUUAGUUUGUUGCAUAAGAACACAGCACAUGCCACCACUUUUCUCCAGUGUAACUUACUUCAUACCACAUUGUCAAGGAAAGGACUGGAAGAAUUUUUUGAUGACCCAAAGAAUUGGGGGGAAGAAAAAGUCAAAUCUGGAGCUUCAUGGACCUGCCAGCAGCUGAGGAACAAAAGUAACGAAGACUUACAUAAGCUUUGGUAUGUCCUUCUGAAGGAAAGAAACAUGCUUCUAACUCUGGAGCAGGAGGCCAAGCGACAGAGAUUGCCAAUGCCAAGUCCAGAAAGGUUAGAAAAGGUUGUUGACUCCAUGGAUGCCUUAGAUAAAGUUGUCCAGGAGAGGGAAGAUGCUUUAAGGCUUCUUCAGACUGGUCAAGAAAACUCAAGACCUGGGGCUUGGAGGAGGGACAUCUUUGGACGGAUCAUCUGGCACAAAUUCAAGCAGUGGCCUUUACCUUGGUACCUAAACAAAAGAUACAACAGGAGGCGGUUCUUCGCAAUGCCUUAUGUGGAUCACUUUAUCAGACUGAGAAUUGAGAAGCAUGCCCGCAUUGAAGCAAGAAAGAGAAAUUUACAGAAAAAGAAAGAAAAAAUUCUCCAGGCAAAGUUCCCACAUCUCUCUCAAAACCAGAAAUCAAGUACUGCCUAAGAUGAGAUCCAGAAGUCCAGUUCCAUUGUCCUUAAAGCCUGUGUCUUGAUGUGAAUAUUUGUUAAGUGGUUUAUAAAGAACUGUUCUUGUUAAGUGA